This is a messenger RNA of Alternaria hordeiaustralica, 687 nucleotides long. RefSeq lists its product as uncharacterized. NCBI's taxonomy places the organism in Eukaryota, Fungi, Ascomycota, Dothideomycetes, Pleosporales, Pleosporaceae. The transcript has a single exon. The record is from RefSeq and is a predicted model, not a curated record. Gene Ontology annotation, cellular component: membrane. Bases 1 to 687 code for a protein of 228 amino acids.
AUGACAGCCAUUGUAUGCUUCAUCUGGCUACGCGAGCCUUUCACGUGGAAAGAAGCACUUUGCAGCUUCGUCGCAUUCUGCGGCGUUCUCUUCGUCGCGAGACCACCAUGGCUAUUUCCCGCUUCGCACUCAAGGCCACUAGCCGAUGGCUCGGACGGGCAUGCACCAUUACCAUCAACUACCGCUGAACAACGCGCUCUGGCAAUCCUCAUUGCAAUUCUAGGCACGCUUGGUGCUUCGACAGCCUACGCAACCAUCCGAGUGAUCGGCAAGCGUGCCCACUCGCUCAUCUCGGUGAAUUACUUUUCUCUCAUCGCAACGAUCGCCUCUUUCGUGCUCAUCCUGGUUCACCCUUCGUUACAUUUCGUCAUGCCCAAAACGCUCGGUCAGUGGGGAUUGAUCGCCAUUAUUGGGCUCUUCGGGUUUCUGUUGCAAUUUCUCUUGACGGAAGGCCUGCAGAGGGAGAAAGGUGGAAGAGCAACAAACUUGACGUAUCUGCAACUUGUCUUCGCGCUUGUUGUCGAGAAGGUGAUCUGGGGAACUACGCCGCCUGCUGAGAGCUUGGUGGGAGCCGUGCUUAUCAUCGGAGCGGCGAUUGCGGUCAGUCUGCAGAGGUCGGGUGGGAAGGAUGAUAAGAAAGCUGAAGUUAUCGAAGAAGAGAGGAGGCUGUUGGAGGAUGAGAAUUGA